ACAUCAAACAAUGGUUUGGUUCACCAACCAGCAAGUCCUGGGCAUAGCCAUAUUGCUGCUGCAGUACACAAAUUGCCAACAAAGUCAACACAAUGAGGAUUCUUUGUCUUUUAGCUUUACCCAGAGCAUAUAUUAUGCAACAGUUCAUGAAAAUUCUGCUCCUAAAACCUAUAUAGUAAGCCAGGAAAAAAUGGGUGUUUACUUGAAAGAUCCUCAAUGGACGUUAAAGUAUCGGAUUGUGUCUGGUGACCCUACGGGGCUCUUUAAAAUUGAGGAGGUUGUCAUUGGAGAUUUCUGCUUUUUAAGAAUACGAAUACGAAGUGGCAAUACAGCUCUUUUGAAUAGAGAAGUAAAAGAUAAUUACCAGCUGCUCAUCCAUGCUUCUGAGAAAUCCUUGCAUUAUGAGCCACAGACUAAAGUUGUCAUCCAAGUUUUGGACAUAAAUGAUCUAAGACCUCUCUUUUCAACCACAUCCUAUAAGUUCACUGCCAGUGAAGAUGCUCCUCUUAAAACAGUCCUUGGCAAAGUCAGUGCUACAGAUGCUGACCAGGGCCAAAAUGCUAUGUUCUACUAUACCUUUAACACCAAAUCUCAAUUAUUUUGCAUCCAUCCAACAAGUGGCAUAGUCAUGUUGAUUGGCCCACUUAACGCAACUCAAAAAUCUGUGUACAAUCUUGAAAUUUUAGCAGUCGACCGCAUGAGAAAAAUUUCAGAGGGUAAUGGAUUUGGAAAUGUGGCUUCUUUGGAGAUCUCGGUGAAACCAGCCCUAAAAAAGCCUCCAUUUAUCUCCUCAGUAACAACAGCCAUGGCAGAUUCAUCAGAAAGACUCCUUUAUGCCACUGUAGUUAUGGACUUGGCAGAUCCAUUGUGCAGCAUUGACUCAGUGGAGAUUGUAGAUGGUGAUCCAAAUAGUUAUUUUAAGGUUCUAAGAUCUUACAUGGGCAAAAAUGAAUUUACAGUAGUGUCUACAGCACAGAUUAACUGGAUGGAACACUCCCAGGGUUUCAAUCUAAGUCUUCGGGCUAAAGACAAGAGCAAUCCACCAAUUUACUCCACUUUAAAAAAUAUCUACAUUCCUCCAUGGAAGUAUGCUAUGGCAAGAUUUGAACAGGAUGUUUAUAAAGUGCAAAUUAGUGAAUGUGCCCCUCCUGGUAGUCAUGUCUGCAUUGUCAAAAUAAUUCCCACAGUUCCAUCAGGGGGUUAUUAUUUAAAAACCUCUACUGACAAGUUCAGACUUAUCACUAAAACUGGCUUGAUUAUGACCAGGAAGGCUAUGGAUGUAAAAGAUCAGUCACAGUACCACUUGGAAAUAACAGCACUUGAUGGUCAGGUCUCUACCACUGUUAUUGUUGACCUCAUAGAUUGCAAUAAUCAUUCCCCAAUGUUCCCUCUGUCUAAAUAUGAAGGAGCUUUUAAUGAGAAUAUCCCUGUUGGAACAAACAUUUUACAAGUACAUGCCACAGAUGCUGACCAGGCAGAUAAUGGUAAAAUUACUUAUAAAUUAGUUGGUCACGAAAACAAUCCUUUUGUCAUUGAUCGAUUUACAGGGGUUAUUACCAAUGAAAGAGUUUUUGACUAUGAGCUGAAUCAGAGGUUAUAUAAUCUAAAAGUUUGGGCUUCAGACUUGGGUGCACCUUUUCGAAGACAAUCUGAAACAUAUGUAGCUCUUACACUCAACAAUUUGAAUGACAAUGUUCCUGUUUUUGAAAGAAUCAAUUGCAACAUAAGCAUUCCAAGGGACAUAAGUAUUGGGGAGAAAGUGGCAGACCUUUCAGCAGUGGAUAUUGAUGAGCUUCAGACUAUACAGUAUGAGAUCCUUUCAGGCAAUGAGCUACAAAAAUUCAGGUUAGACCCUAUUUCUGGAGAUAUUACAGUUAGAGGUGACAUCUAUGGUAUGUCAUCGUCUUCACCUUCUGUUUAUUCCUUAGUUGUUACUGCUAGUGAUGGAGAAAAUAAAGCUGAACCCACUGUAGUCAGCAUAAAUAUAAUAAACAAAGGUUCACCCAAAUCUGUACAUUGUGAGGAGACAGGGGUGCUAAACAAAAUAACAGAAAACAUGAUCAAUUCCUUUAAGUUACAAUCUCAGAUUCAACUAUUAGAGGAAGAAACAUCUUUUAACACCCAUCCAAUAAAUAUUCAUGCACCUCAAUUCGAUGACAACUUUCCCGUAUCAAUCGAUGUGGCUGAGGACAUUGUUGUCAACGUUUCCAUUUCCCAACUGUCUGCCAGUGACCUCGAUACUGGUUUCAAUGGCAAACUAGUCUAUGCAAUAUCUUCAGGAAGCGAUGAUGGUUGCUUUAAUAUUAAUAUGGAGACUGGGGAGUUGAUUGUCUCUUCACCUUUAGAUCAUGAAACUGUUAGUUCGUAUAUCCUUAAUAUAUCUGUUUAUGACCUUGGAAUACCUCAGAAGUCCUCUUGGAAGAUUUUAGCAGUUAAUAUUUUGGAUGUAAAUGACAAUGAACCAAAGUUUCCGCCUUCAGGAUACUGUGUGCUUCUACGAGAGGAUGCUAAGAUAGGUAGUGUCGUCCUCAAAGUGAAAGCAGAUGACUUUGACAAGGAAGACAAUGGUAGGGUAAGGUAUUCACUCCUAACUCCAACAGAUGCAUUUACAAUUGAUAGUUUCACAGGUGACUUAACAGUCAAGAGCAUGUUGGACAGAGAGAUGUUGUCAAAAUAUAAACUUAAAAUAGAAGCUAGAGAUCAACCCAAAAAAGGCAGGCAACUGUUCUCCUUCACUGACGUUGCCAUAACUCUGGAAGACAUCAAUGACAAUGCACCAUAUUGCCGGCCAGUAACAGCUAAUGUGAAAAUUGCGGAGGACAUUCCUGUAGGAACUGUUUUAUAUUUUGUGGAUGCCCAGGAUUCUGACACAGGCCCAAAUGGAGAAGUGUCCUACUCUCUGAUUAAUGAUGAAAAAGGGACAUUCCGUAUUGAGAAAUUAACAGGAGCUCUGAUCCUAGAGAAAGAAAUAGACUUUGAGACCAGGUCAUUCUACAAUCUGACCAUAAGAGCAUCGGAUGCUGGCAGUCCAUUUCCUCACUCUUCGGUGUGCCAUGUGGAGGUGGUAGUUCUAGAUGUAAAUGAAAAUCUCUAUCCACCUUUAUUUAAAUCUUUUGUUUUUCAUGGAACAGUACUAGAAAAUGCACCAGCUGGAACUCUAGUGCUCUCUAUCAUGGCUCAGGACCAGGACAAAGGAAAGGAUGGUGAAAUACGAUAUUCUAUUAAGGAUGGAACAGACCUCUCAGCUUUUAGCAUAGAUGAAGAGACAGGAUCAAUUCGGACAGAGGCUCCUCUAGAUCGUGAAUCUGUGCCACGUUACUGGUUGACCAUCUAUGCCACAGACUUAGGCUCUGUUCCUUUGUUCUCCAUUGCUGAAGUCUACAUUGAAGUUGUAGAUGUCAAUGAUAACAUCCCUCAGUUGUCUAAGGGGGUGUUUUAUGCCUCGGUACUUGAGAACUCUCCAUCAAAUGUUUCAGUUCUUCAUCUGGAUGCCACAGAUGCCGACUCCAUUUCUUCUGGAAAACUCUCCUUCCAGUUCCUAAGUGUUAACAGCCAAGGACUGUUCACAUUGAACCCAAACACAGGUUUAAUUUCUACAACUGAGAAACAGCUAGAUCGGGAAAACAAGGAAGAACACAUUCUACAGGUGACAGUGUCAGAUAAUGGCACACCUCCUCUACAGUCUACCUCUUGGGUUGUCAUACAGGUGUUAGAUGUGAAUGACAAUACUCCCACAUUCUGCCAAAAACUCUUCACCGUCCAGCUCCCAGAACGUGCAGAAUCUCCUAAACCAGUUUCAAUAUAUAGGCUCAUAGCGAUGGACAGGGACAAAGGAAUAAACGGCCAAGUGACGUAUAGUAUUACUGAGCAAGAGACAGCUGUCUUCACAAUUCAUCCCACAACGGGUGUCAUCUCUUCCACAGCAGCAUUUCCAACAAGGAGCUACACCAUAUUAACAGUCAGAGCAACAGAUGGUGGAAGCCCCUCUCGAUCUUCCACUGUGAGGCUGCACAUCCAAUGGAUCCAUAACCCAGCACCCUCAGAUGAGCCGCUAACAUUUGAUGAACCACAUUUUACCUUCCAAGUCAUGGAAACUGAUCCAGUGAACCACAUGCUGGGACUAUUAAGUACAGAGCUGUACAGUCCGUGCUGGUUUGACAUCACAGGUGGAAACGACGAGCUGGAUUUUGACAUCGACAAGACCACUAGCGGUUUGGUCAUAGCUCAACCUUUGCAAGCAAGCAAGAGUUCAUUUUAUAACCUUACUGUGCAGGUCACAGAUGGGUCCCGUGCUAUUAGCACCCAGGUUUAUAUCUCUGUUGUACCAUACAAUCAUCACCGUCCAGAGUUUCAAGAGGAUCGCUACACUGUUCAGAUUCCAGAAGAUGUGCAACUAGGUUCCGAAGUGAUCAAAGUUACAGCAACUGAUAAAGACAGCGGAAAUAGAUUAAUCUACAAUAUUCAAGGCAGCGCAGACCCAAGAAGCUCCAAGAUGUUCAGGAUGGAUCCUAAUUCUGGUGUCCUAUUCACAACAGAGAAUAUGGAUUAUGAAACAAUGCCCUUUCAUAUUUUAACUGUCAAGGUGCGUGACCAGGAAGUUCAAAUAAAACGGAAUUUUGUGAGGAUUACUAUUCAGGUACAAGACGUCAAUGACCAUUCACCGCACUUCAUUCACCCUGUUUAUGAAGAAAGUGUUUCUGAUUCGGCUUCUGCUGGAUCCAAGGUGCUAAGAGUCCAGGCUACGGAUAAAGACCAAGGGCUCAAUGCAAAGAUCCAGUAUUUUUUUCAGUCAGGUAACACUGAAGGAUAUUUUAAUAUUGAUGAGUUUUCUGGCCUGAUUACCGUUGCUAAGACACUGGAGCAGCUCACAAAGAGCUGGAUAGCCUUGACGAUUAUUGCAGUAGAUCAAGGGACACCAAAGCUUCAAGACCUAGCCACUGUCAACCUACAAAUCAAACCUUCUGACACUUCACCACCAAAGUUUAUGUUGAGAGAAUAUGUGGUGGAAAUCAGUGAGUCUGUUCCUAUUGGCUCCUUUGUAGCCAUGGUGUCUGCAACAAGCUGGUCUUCCAUUAAUUACGAUAUUAAAGAAGGGAAUGAGGAAGGUUCUUUUUAUCUUAACUGCUAUUCUGGCAUUAUUAACACCAACAAAAGUCUUGAUUUUGAGACCACUUUUUCUUACCAACUCAAAAUACGUGGUAAAAACUCUCUUGGAUAUUACAGUGAAAUGACCAUCUUUAUCUACGUCAUUGAUGAAAAUGACAACUCCCCUAUUUUUUCACAAAGCAUAUAUAUUGGUGAAAUUAGUGAAGAUGCUCCAAUAGGCAGCAUGGUGACCAGUAUGGACUUGACCACUCUGAUCAUUCAAGCUACUGACAAUGACACAGAAACAAAUGCUAUCUUAAGUUACCAAAUUCUGGAUCCUGAAGUACUGAGAUACUUCAAAAUCAGUCCAAGUAUGGGAACACUGUUCACUGUGGCAGAACUUGACUUUGAGAUAAUGUCAUCAUUCUCUUUUGAUGUGCAUGUAUGUGACUCAGGAAAGCCAGUUCGGUUUGCCUCUCAGCCAGCAAAGGUCACCAUACAAGUGAUUAAUGUAAAUGAUUCUCCACCCAAAUUUUUGAAGGGCACAUAUGAUGUGAAUAUGUAUUUACCUGCUUAUAAUAAUAUGCACAUUCUAACUAUGACAGCUAAAGAUGUAGAUUCAGAAGUGAUGUACAGCAUCUCAGAAGGCAACACAGAUACUGCCUUCUUGAUUGAUUCUAAAUCUGGUAACCUUCUUUUAAAUGAUUCGUCUCUAUUAAAGUCAUACCGUGAACUUUCAAUAAAAGCUUGGGAUGGCUUGUACCAUGACACUGCACUGAUAAAAAUUAAUGUCACCCAAGUGAGAAAAACCAACUUAAAAUUUGAUCAGGCUUUGUAUACACUAAAUGUGACUGAAAACGAUCCUCGUAUUAUGGUGUUACAUAUGGUGGAUGUGGUUGGAAUUCAACUUAAUGAGCCCGUUUGUUUUUCGGUUCUUACAUAUACAGAACUGUUCCAAAUAGGUCCAUCUUCUGGAGUUCUUCAGACUAAAGGCCUGGCAUUUGACAGAGAGAUGCAAGGCAAAUAUGAUGUAAUAGUUGAAGCUAAAGACAGCAGAAAUCCACCUAGAGUGUCUCAGGGUAAAGUUGAAGUAUAUGUUGAAGAUGUCAAUGAUAAUACUCCAGAAUUCAUUAAUACUCCAUACUACGUGGCUGUAGAAGAUGGCAUAGAACCUGGUGAUGUCAUCUUCCAGGUAUCAGCUAUGGAUAAAGAUGCUGGGAAAAACAGUGUUUUAACCUUCCAGUUGCAAGAAGACUAUAAAUAUUUCAGGAUUGACCCAUCUCUAGGAGACAUUAUUCUUAGACAACCCUUUGAUUAUGAAGCCUUAAAUCAAUAUGUUCUAAAAGUGAUUGUCAGAGACCAUGGUGAACCCUCUUUGCAAGUUCAAGAAGAAGUAGUCAUCAUUGUCCGAAACAAAUCUAAUCCUAUUUUCCAAAGUCUUUACUACACAGUGACCUUACCAGAAAAUGUACCUAUUUCUACUCCAGUUUUACACAUUCAGGCGCGAAGUCCAGAAGGAUUCCGUGUAAUUUACAAUAUUGUUGAGAAUGAGGCUCUAAGUUUUUUUAGCAUUGACUUUAAGACUGGUUCUCUAAGUGUUUCAGGGCAGCUAGAUUAUGAGACCAAAGCCACUCAUCUGCUAACUGUUAGAGCCACAGAUUCGGCUAUCGGCCAAUUUUCGGAAGCAAGAGUGUUAGUUAAAGUGGAAGAUGUAAAUGAUCACCCACCUGUCUUCUCUCAAAUGGUCUACACAGGACAUGUCAAGGAAAAACUGCCACCAUAUCAAACGGUGAUUCAAUUGCAAAGUUCUGAUCGAGAUUCUGGGAAGAACCAAGAAGUUUCAUAUCACAUCUUAGGAAACGAUACAGAGGAAAUUAAUGAAUUUUUCCACAUAAACCACAAAACUGGUGAAAUAACAACAGCCAAAGAGUUGGAUUAUGAAACUAUGCGGCAGUUUCAGUUCAAAGUGAGGGCCACAGAUAAUGGUUUGCCACCAUUGCAUGCAGAUGCGCUUGUCAUUGUGAAUGUAUCUGAUAUAAAUGACAAUCCUCCAGAGUUCAGAGAGAAACACUAUGAAGCUAAUGUAAGUGAACUAGCCAACUGUGGACAUAUUGUUAUUAAAGUUCAAGCAUUUGACCUUGAUAGUGUAGAUGCUGGGAAACUGGAGUAUCUUAUUCUUUCUGGUAACAACCAUAGACACUUCACUAUUAACAGAACAUCUGGAGUCAUUUCACUUUCUAACCUCUGUAGAAAUAGUUUGGAUUUACUUUACCUGCUACAAGUCUCUGCUUCUGAUGGGGUGUACAGGGAUACUGUUCCUGUGUACAUCAAUGUUAACCAUGCCAACAAGCACACCCCAUACUUUCAACAGGAUGUGUUUGAAGUAGAACUUGCAGAGAAUGCUGAAAUAGGCACUACAGUGAUUGAGUUGGCAGCAAAUGAUCCUGAUGAUGGACCUUAUGGAAUGGUGGAAUAUAGCAUUAUUAAUAAACUGGCCUUGGACAUGUUUUCUAUCGAAAGCAAUGGCCAUAUAGCAACAUUGCGGAAAUUAGACCGGGAGAAUGCAACAGAGAGGCUUAUUGCCAUCAAAGUCAUGGCAAGGGACGGAGGAGGAAGGGCAGCUUUCUGCACAGUUAAAAUAAUCCUGACAGAUGAGAAUGACAACCCACCUCUGUUCAUUGCCAAUGAAUACACUUUAUCUGUCCAGUCUAAUUUAGGCAAAGGAACCCCAAUUAUUCAAGUGCUUGCUUAUGAUGCUGAUGAAGGGCAAAAUGCUGAUGUUACUUAUUCUAUUGAUAAAUAUGAUGAAGAUCUAGUUCAAAUUAAUCCUUACAAUGGUACUAUCAUCGUGAAAAAAAGCCUAUUAGGGCUCGAAAACAAGGACAUUACUUUUACAGUCAUAGCAAAAGAUGGAGCACCUCCAAAUUGGAGCUCACUUGUUCCUGUUCAUCUCCAUAUUGUACCAAAUGAGGUCACUCUACCCAAGUUUUCUGAACCGUUGUAUAGUUUUUCAGCAUCUGAAGAUCUGCCUGAAGGAUCUGAGGUUGGAUUAGUGAAAGCAACAGCAACUGAGCCAGUCAUUUACAGUCUAGUGAAAGGCACAACCGCAGAAAGCAACAAAGAUGGAGCAUUUAGUCUGGAUAAACACACAGGAGCUCUGGUUGUGAAAAAAGGCGUAGACCAUGAAAAAACCAAAUGGUAUCUUAUUGAUGUUCAGGCCAAUUGUCCUCACUUGGGCAAAGAGUUAGUGUCUUUGGUUUCAGUAAGCAUCCAAGUGAAAGAUAUUAAUGACAAUCAACCUGUUUUUGAAGCUGACCUUUAUAGAGCUUCAUUAACAGAGAAUAUGCCAGCUGGGACAACUGUCAUACAAGUUACUGCAAAUGAUCAAGACACAGGCAAUGAUGGGGUAGUGACUUAUAGCCUCAAAGGAGAUACUAGUGAGAUUCAUAGAUUCUUUACAAUUGAUGCUGAAAAUGGUUGGAUUAGAACCCUAAAGGAGCUUGAUUGUGAACAGCAAGAGGUCUAUCAAUUUUAUGUAGUGGCUACAGACCAGGGCAAGAAAAUACGCCUUUCUUCUGAAACCAUGGUAGAAGUUACAGUAACUGAUGAUAAUGACAACCCUCCAAGGUUCACCUCUCAAGCAUACCGGGGAUCCAUAGCAGAAAACAGCCAAUCUGGACAGGUCAUAACUACCCUCAAAACAUGGGACAGUGAUAUGUCAGAAAGCAACAGAAAGGUCACCUGUUUCAUAACAGAUGGAGACUCCUUAGGACUGUUCAGCAUUGGUGAGGUUGGAGACCAGUGGGUCAUUUCCUCCAAGAAGGCCUUGGACAGAGAAAAUGUAGAAAAACAUCACUUAAAGGUGACAGCAUCUGAUGGGAAGUUCCAGGCGACCACAGAGGUGGAGAUUACUGUUUUGGACAUCAAUGACAACAGCCCAGAGUGUCAGCAGAUGCUCUACACAGCAACGGUUGCUGAGGACGCCCCUCCCGGUCUCUUUAUCCUCAAGAUAUCAGCCAAAGACCAGGACAUUGGUAAUAAUGCCCAGAUUACUUAUGCACUUUAUGGACUUGGAGAUGACCACUUUCGUCUGGAUCCAUACACAGGGGAGUUAACAACGCUGGCACCUUUGGACAGGGAACAAAAGGCAUCCUAUCACCUGGUUGCAAAAGCCUCAGACGGAGGAGGACUUUCAUGCCAGUCAGACAUUGCCCUGUCUCUGGAGGAUGUCAAUGACAAUGGACCAGUUUUCUCCAUGAAUCACUACUCUGUAACUGUGUAUGACAACACAACUUUGAAGACCCCUGUGGCGGUGGUCAUUGCUAGAGAUCCUGAUGAAGGUUUAAAUGCUGAAGUUCUGUACUCCCUCUCAAACUCCGUCAAUGGACUUUUCUCAAUUGAAGAAACCACUGGUGUAGCUCGAAUAGAGAAACCUCUAGAAGACAUGGAGGAUGAAGUAAUUGAGUUAACCGUCUGCGCCACAGAUCGUGGCUUUCCCCGUCCACUUUCCACAUGCAUACCCAUUACCGUUUCUGUGGUAUCUCUCAGUUACUACCGAUCGGUGUUCGGAAACCCAGAAAAUGUCAUAAAUGUGCCAGAAGACCAGUCAGUUAAUUCAGAGCUUCUCAAUCUAGCACAACUGACACAGGACAUUGAGAGCAACAUGAAAAUAAAGUAUGAAAUCUUGAACGGGAAUGAAAAUGGCAUAUUUCGUCUGACUGAUACAGGCACAUUGUACUUGAAUGCAAAGUUGGACUUUGAAUCCCAGUAUCAGUACUAUCUCUCCGUAGAAGGAACUAGAGAGAGCUCUCCUCCUCUAAGUGAUGUGACAGUUGUUGUGAUAAAUGUUACGGAUAUCAAUGACCAUAAGCCUAUCUUCAAACAGGAAGAGUACCAGGCAGAAAUACCAGAGGAUGCAGUGGUGGGCGAUCUAAUUGUGAUGAUUUCGGCUGUUGACUUAGAUGGACCAAAGAACAAUAAAGUCACUUUAAAAAUUGUGAAAGGAGAUCCCCAAGGUCACUUCUCAAUACAUCCUGAGCGGGGAGAUCUUAGAGUUCUAAGUCGACUGGACCGAGAGCAGAAAUCGAAAUACUCUCUUGUGGUUCGUGCAACUGACAAUGGUGACCAAGCACUCUACAAUGAGGUGACAGUUCUGGUUCACUUACUGGAUGUGAAUGAUAACCCUCCCAUGUUUUUACAGUCCAACUACAGUCUUGUGCUUCAGGACAGUUCCCCAGCUGGUUCUAGUGUGUUGACACUUAUUGCAACAGAUAAGGAUUCUCCCAAAAAUGGGCCACCGUUUAAUUUUCAGAUCAUGGGAGGAAAUGAAGACAACAUCUUCCAUAUCAGUCCAGAUGGUGCCCUCUCUACUACAGCUGUCCUCAGCAGAGGUGCCAAAGAGAAGCAUAUCUUAAAAAUCAAGGUUUCUGACAAUGGCAUCCCGCACCUUUCCUCUUUCACUUUCGUCAGCAUCCAGGUCAUUGACCAAAGCCGCCACUCUCCUACAGUGCUGCCACUGGAAAUAUUUAUCACCACCAGUGAGGCAUCAUUCCAUGGCACUGUGUUGGGCAAAUUGCAUGCCACAGACCAAGAUCCUCAUGACACAUUGAUGUAUCGGUUGGCUGAAGAGGAAAUUAAAAAGGGUCUCUUUUCUGUUGGAAUUACUGAUGGCAAGGUCAUUGCACUUGAAAGUCUUAAACAAGGACAUUACUUUUUCAACGUCACAGUCAGUGAUGGGUCAUUUACCGCUAUGGCACCUGUUCAUAUCUACGUCUGGUGUUUUAAUGAGGAGGCUCUCCAGCAAUCAUUGGUUCUUCGAUUUAAGAGCUUAUCUCCAGAGGACUUUAUAGGGGACCAUUGGCGCAAUUUUCAGAGAUUUCUUGGGAACCUGCUUUCAGUAGACAGACAGCAGAUUCAGAUGGCCAGCCUUCAAAAAGAUGAAACAUCAUCAUUUUUGGACCUUGUCUUGGUGGCUGGGAUGGGCUCUACCUCACUCAGUGAACCUCAAGCUUUUGCUGAAAAAAUCAGUGGAGUGGAACAGGAGCUGGACCAGUCCAUGGGUUUACAUAUUGAGAAGAUAUUUCACCUGCCCUGUCAUGGCCUACAGUGCAAAAAUCGGACAUGCCAGGAAGUUAUUGAGUUGGACCCAUCAGUAUUAUCUUCAUACAGCACUGCCAGGCUCAGUGUUAUUACACCACAGCACACUCUACGACAGGUCUGCACAUGCAACAGCACUGCUUUGAGAUUCGAUGGGCAGAGUUUUCUACGAUACCACCAUGAGAUUAGUGGAGAGUGGAAAGUCCAGUUCAGUCUGAAAACCCACCAGUCCAAGUCUGUUUUGGUGUUUGUAAAUGGUACUCGGUCAUCUCUUUUAGAGCUUGAUAAUGGGUAUUUGCAUUAUAAACAUCAGUGCCAAGGAAUCAUCACCAAGAACCUGCUUUUGAAGACGAUAGUAAAUGAUGGCAUCGUGCACAGUAUUAUCCUUGAGGUGACAGCCAAAACUGCUAAGUUCCAUGUGGACAGCAUAGAAUCUGAGCUGCCCCUGCCAGACUGCUCAGGACAUUCAUCUCACCUGAAAAUUGGGGCAAUUAUACAAGAGUCUGACCAUGUGUCUCAAGGAUUCCGGGGCUGUCUGGAUAACAUCAGUAUCAAUGGACAAACACUGGAUAGCCUAGGCCAGUCUAUUUACCAGAAAGGCACAUCACCAUGCUGUGAACACAACCAUGCUUGUAGACACAACCCGUGCCCCAGUGAGAAAAUGUGUGCAGAAAUGCCUGAUGGAGCAUAUGCCUGCCUCUGCCAUUCUCCCUUCCCUAGUCCCAGCUGUGUCCUGGGUAACAACCCCUGUGCCACGUCUUCUUGCCCACAGGGCAGAAUUUGCUCAGCCAUGUCCAAUGGAUUUGCAUGUAGCUGCCCUCCGGGAUACCAGGGUGAACGAUGCCAGAUCGCCGUGAGAAGCUGCCUGGAUGGCUUGUGUGUGCAGUCAACUGAGCCCUGCAUCCCCAGCAGCACGUGUAACUGCAGUGACGCUAACAGCGGUCAGCUAUGUAUAGGGGGGAAUAUGCCCACUCCUGAUAAGAGGUUCCUUAUAACUGGUGUUCAGGAGAUAGCUGAGAUCCUUGGAGGAGUGCUUGCUGUCUUGCUAUUAGUUGGGGUGUUUAUCAUCUUCAGAAAACGUCUGUGCCAACGUAUUGCUACCCACAAGCCAGCUGCACAGGAGGAUCCAGACCUGAAGCACUAUAUAUCCAGAGACAUAGGUGUGGGAACCCAAGCAACGUCCAUGGAACUGAAUAUCCUUAGUCCUGCUGCACUGAAUCAGCUGGAUGCUGAAGGACAGCCACGAAGGAACCCUGUCCCAGAACUCCUUACCUUUUGCAAGCCCCAGACUAGACCAGUCGUAUGCAGCGUGGCUCCAAAUCUACCUCCUGCACCUCCGUCCAGCUCCGACAAUGAGUCCAUCGCCAAGAACAACUGGGACUGUGAAGAGAGCAUGUACACAGGAGACUCAUCAUACUGGCCAUCCAACAACAAACCUAUGGAAUUUCAAAGAUUCCCCUUUUCCAAGACAUCAUCUUCUGCACCACCAGUCCCACCUCUCCCAAGAGAACCAGAGCAAGAACCUUUAUUUGGUGGAUUCCCAUUUCCAUUGCAGCGCAGCAACAAAAGAGCUCCAAUUCCGUCUUGUUACAGCAACCGAAACCUGGAUGACUUUCUCCCAGCACCUUCUCACUGCCAAGACCAGUAUACUGCAAUUAGCUACUAUCCCUCACAGCUAAUACAGCCAGAGGGUAUGCCCUACACAUCUGACGAUGGGUUCCGCCAUCUGAGCGUGAGACUGAGCGUAGCUCAGCCCUCUUAUGCAGACUGUGGGCUUCCACCAAUGACCAAUUCCAACUUUCAGGCACCAGACCUGGCAGAAAGUGACUAUGGUAGCUGCGAGGAAGUUAUGUUCUAAACAAUUUCUUACAAGACUUUAAUAUUGGAGAUCAUUGGAAGAGGUUACCAAAUCCAGAGGAGAAAGCUGAAACACUGAGGAUUAGAAAUAGCCAUGGGCUCUCCUCCAGGCCUACAAGAAGCCAACCAGUAACAAUGCCUCAGAAAGUAUUGCUGGGAGUCUGGCAACUUGAUGUUGGAUAUGUGUGUGCCGUUCCAGUUCCUGACAUGGAAGAACUCAGGUCAAAGAGAGUGCAAAAUUGCCUAUUCUUAAACCAUGCUGAGCAUGACAAAUUUGGCCAAGUCCUAGUGACCCUAAAGAGCUGUAUAGCGCGCCGCACAGUAUUACCUCUGGCAAGGAAUUUGGUUGUGAGCUCUUUAGAGGAAUCACCAACCUAAUAAACAGCACUGUAAAUUUUUUCAGGCUAUAUUAACUUUUCUGACACAUUAUCAUUAAGCAAUAUCACUAAAGAACAGAGUGUACUGCCAGACUAGUACCAGUUCUACAAGACAAUUGUACUCAGGCUACUGUUGGACGAUAUGAAAUGGUUGAAGAGCCGUAUAUGAGUAAACAUAGUAGCAGAUCAGAGAUACAGUCCAAUCCUCGGGAAUGUUAAACUACUGACCUUAUCAAUGCUACUUUUUUAAAGAUAAUGAGCUGCACUUGGCAGUUAUGGCUUAUUAUGGAAUUUGCAGUAGAUAUUUUAUCCUACCCACUGAGAAAUGUGAUGCUGCCAGUGCCAACGUUAUUGUGGGCCAGGAAACUUACAUGAAACUGUAAGGAAGGAAAAUGUGUAUAUAUGUA
Nanorana parkeri is the source of this 13822-nucleotide messenger RNA. It is a transcript of the gene FAT2, whose product is annotated as FAT atypical cadherin 2. Gene Ontology annotation, cellular component: plasma membrane; cell-cell junction. Lineage: Eukaryota; Metazoa; Chordata; Amphibia; Anura; Dicroglossidae. Gene Ontology annotation, molecular function: calcium ion binding. The coding region runs from base 11 to 13039 and encodes 4342 amino acids. The record is from RefSeq and is a predicted model, not a curated record. The transcript has 23 exons. Gene Ontology annotation, biological process: homophilic cell-cell adhesion.